Arabidopsis thaliana (thale cress) is the source of this 544-nucleotide messenger RNA. RefSeq names its product plant/protein (Protein of unknown function, DUF538). Lineage: Eukaryota; Viridiplantae; Streptophyta; Magnoliopsida; Brassicales; Brassicaceae. The record is from RefSeq and is marked reviewed. The coding region runs from base 29 to 544 and encodes 171 amino acids. The transcript has a single exon.
AAAGAGAUUAUUUGAUCAUAUAAUAUUUAUGGUGACAGAAGCCAUGAAAGCCAAGGCAGAGGUGUACCAUGGAGACAAGACAUGCAGAGAGAAAUUCGGUUCGCUUUUAUCCGAAAUCGGGUUACCAAACCGGCUCCUUAGUAACAAGGAGAUCAAAGAAUGUGGAUACGUGAAGGACACGGGUUUCGUUUGGUUAAAGCACAAGGAGAAGAAGAAAGAAGAUCAGAAAAGGAGAUAUCAAGACUUGUUAAGAUUCGAUAACGUUGUCGUAUGUUUCGAAGAUGAAGUCACUGCGUAUUUCGAGCCUAACAGGAUCAAGAAACUCACUGGGGUUAAGGCUAAGGAGUUCAUGGUUUGGAUCUCGCUUGGCGAGAUUCAAGUGAACCGUUCCUCUGGUUUGAUUACAUUUAAGACUGAGGUCGGUUUAUUGUCCAAGUCAUUGCCUUUGUCGGUGUUUGAAGACGUUCAUGGUGAUGAUCAUGAUCUCAAGGAGAAGCCAAAAAAAGAACUAAAACUCAACAAAACCAAAAUCUAUUUGUACUAA